AGCACGCAGAGGGAGAAGGCAGGAGGGAAGAGAGAGGCCGGACAUGUUAGAGUUGUGUCUGUUAGGAACACAUGUGGGAAAGAGAGAGAGAGGGACUAAAGGAAAGCAGCUGAGGAACGCUUUCAAUGCAAAGACGGCUCGAGGAGAACAGGAUGAAGGGAAGAAAACACGGAGGAAGAGAAUAAAACAGCGAUGUCUGAGGCAGACAGUCACUCUGGAAGUAUAUCUCUGAUCCAGUCCAUGCUGCUCAGACUGAGCACUGCAGAAGACACGGAUCAACCUCCUAACAUACACCCUAACACGCACCGUAACACACACCCUAACACACCCCAUCACCUCAGAACCUCAGUGGAAACAGACAGGGGAUUCUAUGUGACCCCUCAGGACCACAAUAAUGCAGAACUCAUAUUCCAAGGGAAGCUCGUUUCAGUGAUUGAGGAUGAUGAUAAUAGUGAUCAUGUUGAUGAUGAUAAUGAUCCACAAUUGGAAGUUCUGACUGAGAGGGACAACGAUCUGGAAUCAUCAGACAGGGAUUCAGAGGAGAGAGAAGAGGGGAAUUCCGGCAUUCUAUUUUUGGAUGCAGGAUCGAAAAAACUGGUCGACGAGGAGAAAGAGGAAACCAGCGAACCCCCUGCUGUGGUUCCCAGAUGGGAGAGAAGGCAGUUGCUACCCUGUCCCCCUGGCCUGGAUGCCAGACCACCGCCUCCCCCCGUUCCCCCCAAGAGGAAGGCUAAACCUCCACUACACCCUACAGGGCCACCGCCGCCGCCCCCUCCACCAGCCCUCGACCCUAGCCAGGGUGUCCCUGUGUUGGGGAGAGUGGUAGGCGAGGGCGCAGGCUGUGAGCUGAGGCCUCCAGGGCAUGGGAGAGGGCCUGGAGGCCAGGAGGAGGACAUGCUGUCAUCCUCAGGGGAUAGGCUGUCUAUGUACUCAGCUGUCAUCCUCAAGUCAGAACUCCGAUUCUCACAGCCCCUUCUGGAUCCUACUCUGGACUCUACAGCACAGAGGGGUGGGGGGCUGCAGCAGUUGGAGACGACUGUGUCCGUGGCAACACAGGACCCUUCUCAGCUGAGGGGGAAGGAUAUAGGGCGCCCCCCUAAAACCUCUGAGCCGGUGGGGAUGGGAGUAAUGGGGGUACCCAAACCAUUGGAAUCGAUCGCACCCACGCCGCUUAUACCCAAACCUCCACACAGAAACACAUCUCUGCCCCAGGGACCUGAGAGGAGAGCCCAGGACAGUCCAGAUGGAAGUGCCUCUUCUGGGUCUGAAGCGAGAGUCAUCCCCCCUGACCUCCAGUCUAUACCUCCAGAGACAGAGGGAGUCAGAGAACCACCAGAGCCUAGCGAACACAUCGCAGAUGGGAGCGAGAGCUCCAGAACCCCUGCCGAGUUUAGGUGUAACAUAGAGGAGGGAGGUUUGAUGGAAAGGGGGAGGAAUUUAGAAGGCACACAUGAAGUUGUGGUUCAGGAUGCUGCAACAUGGGGUGGUGUGGGUGUGCUUGGGUCGAAACACCCGAAUAUUAAGACAAUGAAGGGAGGAAAGGUGAAGAAAUUUGCCAAGAAGAUAAUGAGCAGAUGGAAGCAGAGUCGAGAGGAGAAGAGAGGGAAUGGAGAGAUUCAGGAGGACGACGGAGAAAAAGAGGUGGAGAGCGAAAUGCCAUUGGUGAACCUCGGUCAAGAUCGACAUUCAGUCAGGUUGCAUACCAAAAUGUCCGUCAUAGAGGAAGAGGAGGACGAAGAGGAGAAGAGGAGUAGUGAGGCUGCUCCACCGACGAUGGAGCCGCCCAGCCAAGCUGAGACGGAGAGGAAGCCUGUGGGACAGCAUGCACGUUUUCAGAGCUCCUUCAGCUCUUUCAAGUUCAACUUCAGUCCCAUCAGCUUGGUGGACGAGAUUCUAACAGGAGAGGAGUGGUCACCAUUCCUGUCCAUUAAGGACAGUCCUGCCCCCUCACUGUCCGUUUACCAAUCAGAGGCUGCUAGCCAACACGGUGGUGAAGGCGACCAAUUAAAGACUGAUCCAGAGUUGCACCUCCCCAACAACGUUCAACAUAACCACGAAAACAUAGGCCAUUCUUUAUAUGAGGAUGUUCACUUCAGCCAAUCAAGUUCGAAUGAGAUUGUGGACAACCAAUCGGACUACAGACAACAGGAAGUAGAGAACAACAAUGACACUGGAGCUGAUGCAAUUGCUGUUAUCAAACCGAAGAUACUAUUGGACAAUGAUCCAGCGGAGGAGAGUGAGUUGGACCACUCCAGACCCAUAUCUAAGGACAUCCAUGACUCUAAGUCCCCCAUAAGGAACCAAUCAAAGGACCAUCUUGACUUCUCCUGUGUUAAGUCACUUGGAGUUCUGGACAGUUCUGCUCAGAAACAUAAAAUUCAUCUGAGCAAAAAGAGAAAGCACAGACUUCCGGGGCUAAAGACGAGAAAGACCUUCAAGAUAAGACGCACUGCAAUCAAAGCCCCGGAAAUCAAAUUCCUCAAACCCUCUCCUCCUCCCACCCUCUCUCCCACAUCACUCCCUUCUUCCUCCUCUUCCUGCUCCUCUCCCUCCUAUGUCUUUCCGUCCUCUGUUUUCUACAGCAUCCCUCCGUCCGCUGAAGAACACGACCAUGGGACAACAACGACACAGGGCAACUUCUCCGUUAAGACUACUGAAUGCAGCAGAAAGCCAGAUGCAAGUCCUAAGCUGCCUCUGUCCAAGUUCAUAACAGUCCUGAGAGACAAAACCAAGAAGAAGAUUCAAUAGUGAAGAGAACUAGGUCUUGGUGAUCAAAUAGUAACCCAUAGCUCCUUCUACUAGCCCCUACCUGCACCCUACCUCUAAGCUCUACCUGCACCCUACCUCUAGCCCCUACCUGCACCCUACCUCUAGCCCCUACCUUCACCCAACCUAUAGCCCCUACCUGCACCCUACCUCUAGGCCCUACCUGCACCCUACCUCUAGGCCCUACCUGCACCCUACCUCGAACCCCUACCUGCACCCUACAUCUAGGCCCUACCUGCACCCUACCUCUAGCCCCUACCAUCACCCUACCUCUAGCCCCUACCUCUAGCCCCUACCUGCACCCUACCUCUAGGCCCUACCUGCACCCUACCUCUAUGCCCUACCUGCAUCCUACCUCUAGCCCCUACCUGCACCCUACAUCUAGCCCCUACCUGCACCCUACCUCUAGCUCCUACCUUCACCCUACCUCUAGCCCCUACCUGCACCCUACCUCUAGCCCCUACCUGCACCCUACCUCUAGCCCCUACCUGCACCCUGCCUCUAGGCCCUACCUGCACCCUGCCUCUAGGCCCUACCUGCACCCUAUCUCUAGGCCCUACCUGCACCCUACCUCUAGGCCCUACCUGCACCCUACCUCUAGCCCCUACCUGCACCCUACCUCUAUCCCCUACCUCUAGCCCCUACCUGCACCCUACCUCUAUCCCCUACCUCUAGUCCCUACCUGCACCCUACCUCUAGGCCCUACCUCUGGCCCCUACAUGCACCCAGUGGUGUAAAAAUACUUUAAAGUACUACCAAAAGUUUUGAGAAUGACACAAAUAUUAAUUUCUUCAAAGUUGGCUGCUUCAGUGCUUCAAUGCUUCAAUGCUUUUAUUGACAAUUACAUGAAGUUGAUGCAAAGAGUCAAUAUUUGCAGUGUUCUUUUUCAAGACCUCUGCAAUCCACCCUGGCAUGCUGUCAAUUAACUUCUGGGCCACAUCCUGACUGAUGGCAGCCCAUUAUUGUAUAAUCAAGAGUUUGGAGUUUGUCAGAAAUUGUGGGUUUUUGUUUGUCCACCCACCUCUUGAGGAUUGACCACAAAUUCUCAAUGGGAUUAAGUUCUGGGGAGUUUCCUGGCCAUGGACCCAAAAUAUUGAUGUUUUGUUCCCCGAGCCACUUAGUUAUCACUUUUUCCAUAUGGCAAGGUGCUCCAUCAUGCUGGAAAAGGCAUUGUUCGUCACCAAACUGUUCCUCGAUGGUUUGGAGAAAUGGCUCUCGGAGGAUGUGUUGGCACCAUUCUUUAUUCAUGGCUGUGUUCUUAGGCAAAAUUGCGAGUGAGCCCACUCCCUUGGCUGAGAAGCAACCCCACACAUGAAUGGUCUCAGGAUGCUUUACUGUUGGCAUGACACAGGACUGAUGGUAGCGCUCACCUUGUCUUCUCAGGACAAGCUUUUUUCCGGAUGCCCCAAACAAUCAGAAAGGGGAUUCAUCAGAGAAAAUGACUUUACCCCAGUCCUCAGCAGUCCAAUCCCUGUACCUUUUGCAGAAUAUCAGUCUGUCCCUGAUGUUUUUCCUGGAGAGAAGUGGCUUCUUUGCUGCCCUUCUUGACACCAGGCCAUCCUCCAGAAGUCUUCUCCUCACUGUGCGUGCAGAUGCACUAACACCUGCCUGCUGCCUUUCCUGAGCAAGCUCUGUACUGGUGGUGCCCUGAUCCCGCAGCUGAAUCAACUUUAGGAGACGGUCCUGGCGCUUGCUGGACUUUCUUGGGUGCCCUGAAGCCUUCUUCACAAAAAUUGAACUGCCCUCCUUGAAGUUCUUGAUGAUCCGAUAAAUAUUUGAUUUAGGUGCAAUCUUACUGGCAGCAAUAUCCUUGCCUGUGAAGCCCUUUUGUGCAAACCAAUGAUGACAGCACAUGUUUCCUUGCAGGUAACCAUGGCUGACAGAGGAAGAACAAUGAUUCCAAGCACCACCCUCCUUUUGAAGCUUCCAGUCUAUUAUUCGAACUCAAUCAGCAUGACAGAGUGAUCUCCAGCCUUGUCCUCGUCAACACUCACACCUGUGUUAACGAGAGAAUCACUGACAUGAUGUCAGCUGGUCCUUUUGUGGCAGUGCUGAAAUGCAGUGGCAAUAUGUUUUGGGAUUAAGUUCAUUUGCAUGGCAAAGAGGGACUUUGCAAUUAAUUGCAAUUCAUCUGAUCACUCUUCAUAACAUUCUGGAGUAUAUGCAAAUUGACCAUUCAAAUUGAGGCAGCAGGUUUUGUGAAUUUAAUAUUUGUGUCAUUCAAAAAUUCAAAAAUGUUGGCCAUGACUGUACUUUACUUUACUAUUUAUAUUUUGCCUACUUGUACUUGUACUUUUACUUCACUACAUUCCUAACGACAAUAAUGUACUUUUUACUCCAUACAUUUUCCCUGACACCCAAAUGUACUUGUUACAUUUUGACAGGAAAAUGGUCCAAUUCACACACUUAUCAAGAGAACAUCCCUGGUCAUCCCUACUGCCUCUGAUUGGGCAGACUCACUAAACACAAAUGCUUUGUUUGUAAAUUAUGUCUGAGUGUUGGAGUGUGUACCUGGCUAUCUGUCAAUAAAAAUAAAA
This is a messenger RNA of Oncorhynchus masou masou (cherry salmon), 5303 nucleotides long. RefSeq lists its product as uncharacterized. The record is from RefSeq and is a predicted model, not a curated record. Bases 193 to 2748 code for a protein of 851 amino acids. The transcript has 7 exons. Lineage: Eukaryota; Metazoa; Chordata; Actinopteri; Salmoniformes; Salmonidae.